AUGGGAUGGAGAGUAGGGAAUUUAGGGGAAGUGGAGACUUCCGCUACCAGCUCUGGGCAACAGAAGGGGUUAGAGGACUAUGCGUCAAAAAGGGGAGGUGUCGAAAAGGAGAGGUUCCGUUUGGACAUCUGCGACGAACAGUCCCCAUGUAAAUGCGAAGGUGUGCGUAAUUAUUGGAAAUUUCCGGGUAAAACCUCCUAUUUCGGCAAGGUCAAUAACCAUCCCUUCCCUCCGGUUACUCAGGAUGUUUUGAAAAAUCGCAGUUACUCGAAUAGAUCUGCUUACAUCAUUUUCUAUGCUAUCAUCGUGUGUAUGGCCAUAGUGGUCGCCACGUGCUGCCAGUUCCUUAUAAGAGAACAAAAGAAGAAGAGCAAGCACAUGCAGAUGCUGUCAGGGCUGAGACCAUGGAUGUACUGGAUAACAGCCUUUUUAUGGGAUGUUAUUUGGUACAUUGUUAGUAUGGCAGCUUUUAUCGGCACUUUCUAUGCUUUCGACAUCGAGGCCUAUACGAAGAGCUUUGAUACGAUACUCGUAUUGCUGUUGGCAAUGUCAUUGUAUGGAUGGACAGCUAUUCCUUUUACCUACUGGUUUUCCUUCGCUUUCACUUCGGCACCUAAGGGUUUUACGAUGAUUGUCAUGUACAACAUCAUAACUGGUAUGACUGGAUCAAUUGCCAUUCCAAUCAUCCAGCGAGUAGUAAGCAAUGAUGCUGCCUAUACAUGGAGCGUCAUAUUGUCAUUCGCUUUCCCCACAUACAGUAUCUCCAACGUUUUCACUGUUGUCUACAAUAAUGAGUUUGGUAGACAAGCUUGUGCAAUGCUUGAUUGCUCUAUUCCACUCUACAAUGCCAGCGAAAUAUGUUGUGGCCAGCCUGAAGACAGGAUCUACACCGAUCAUAUUCUCACGGACACGGGAAAAUUAGGCAUCUUUUACCCGAUAAUCUUCUUUGCUAUAGAGGGUUUUAUUUACUGGUUCCUUGUUAUCUCUCACGAGUACAACUUUAUCACUCGUCUUAUAGCGUUCUGUAAAUGGAACAAGAAAAAUCGAAUAGGAGAUUCGCAGUAUGAAAACUGGAGCACAGAGCCUGAAUUGUAUACGGGUGAAGACAGUGAUGUUUUGGCUGAGAAAGUUAGAGUCAAAGAAAUGCAAAAGGAUGGGGCUGCUGUCAUAGUUGAUGACCUCAAGAAAUGGUAUGGUGACUUCAACGCUGUAAAAGGUGUGACAUUCCACGUAAAACAAGGCGGAUGCUUUGGCCUCUUGGGAGUAAACGGAGCUGGAAAAACAUCUACUUUUCAAAUGUUGACAGGAGAAAAUGGCAUUAGUGAUGGAGAUGCUUUUGUCAAUGGUUGGAGUGUGAAAACUCAUUGGAGGGAGGCUGGCGCUAACAUCGGAUAUUGUCCCCAGUUUGAUGCUAUUCUUGAAGAAAUGACGGGUGAAGAAACGCUCUACAUGUUUGCAAGAAUUCGUGGAACUCCAAGAAAGCUGAUCCCUGAGAAGGUCGAUGCUGUCAUCUACACUAUUGGUAUCGGAAUGUACGCAAAGAGGCAAAUCAAGGGCUACAGUGGUGGUAACAAACGUCGUCUCUCGCUUGGCAUAGCGCUGAUAGGACUACCACCAGUGCUUUUGUUGGAUGAACCCACAACAGGAGUGGAUCCAAAAGCGCGUAGAAUCAUCUGGAAUAUCCUCGCAAGGGCCCAAGCGUUAGGCACAUCUUUGGUACUAACAUCGCAUAGUAUGGACGAAUGUGAAGCACUGUGCACCGAGUUGGCGAUAAUGGUCAAUGGAAGGUUCAAGUGUUACGGUAGCUGUCAGCACAUCAAGAGUAGAUACGGUGCUGGCUUCACUUUGCUCAUUCGUCUUCAUCGAGCUGAAGAAGCAGAGAGCACCAAAGCUGAAGUUAUAAAGACAUUUCCAGGUGCCAUCCUUAAAGAACACCAUCUUUUGCAUCUGAACUAUGAGUUGCCUAAGCGACCUGGAGUGUCUUGGUCUAUGCUUUUUAAUGACCUUGAAAAUUUAUCUCGAAGACAUGAUUUCGAAGAUUAUUCACUCAGCCAAACAACGCUGGAACAGGUAUUCCUCGAAUUUUCUCGAGAUGCUGCCAAGACCAAAAAUGUUGGAUAUUCGGAAAUUCCGCAGCGGAAUGGUUUUGUAAAUUACCAGAUGACCAAUGGAACACCUGCACAAGAGCAGCAAAGCAAUAAUAAACUUGCUGAUGAAUUCUUGUCAAAACUUGGUUCCUCUACAAUCUACAAUUUCUUCCAGCUGUGCGAUACACUAUUGAAGAAGAAGAAAACUUUAUUAAAGACACAAUAUGAUUUCACUUAAAUCUGCAGCGAUAAAAGCAUUGAAUCAACAAAUCAAUGGAACAGAAAACAUGAAUUUUUCUGGAAUCACAAGCGAAAAUUCAAGUAGUAUUGAAGAUGGCCUGAAAAAGAAUGAUGCGAAGCUCGCCAACCUCGAAAAGGAAAGGCUUAUAAAAAUGAAAAAACUAGAGACCAUGGUCGCCAACAGUAUUGGGAAUUACACGAAACUAUCGAAAGAGAUGAUUCAGCUUAAAGAAGAGAUUUUUGGGAUCGCGACAGUGGCUGGAGAACUUCUAACCGUUCCAAAGUGUGAGUCUGUUGAAAAAUCCGUUGAAAGCUUGUUGUUUUCAUUCAUGCCGCCUGUAAUAGCAAAAAUACUGAGGUGUAUUGUAUAUAUUCCAAGGUACAUGAAUUUUUGGUAAUCAGUGGUAUUAUUUACCCUUUGAUUCAACUGGCUUGGCUGCUGGAGGACGGGGCUCGUGACCUAAUUAAGGCUAGGU
Messenger RNA from Cylicocyclus nassatus, 2803 nucleotides. The record is from the annotation of a GenBank genome assembly. NCBI's taxonomy places the organism in Eukaryota, Metazoa, Nematoda, Chromadorea, Rhabditida, Strongylidae.